This is a messenger RNA of Paramacrobiotus metropolitanus, 1532 nucleotides long. RefSeq names its product 28S ribosomal protein S15, mitochondrial-like. The record is from RefSeq and is a predicted model, not a curated record. The transcript is spliced from 6 exons. The coding region runs from base 251 to 1198 and encodes 315 amino acids. Lineage: Eukaryota; Metazoa; Tardigrada; Eutardigrada; Parachela; Macrobiotidae.
UAAACUUGCAAAGGCAGCAAAGCAACAAAUAAAAUUUUAUGAAACAGUUGAUUAAAAAUAUAUUGUGGAUUGUUCUUCGCUGUUCUCAUGAAGGCAAAACCAGCAAUAUUGCUGCGUUUUUAGCGUUUUUUUUGCGAGUGUACUUAUAGUAAAGGGUUCCACUGCUGGCCAUUGUCAUAUGGUGCUACUGCUGGCUGUAGUCUCUAGCCAUUUACCUGCUAGCAGCUAGAGUCUAGACUCGUCAUCAGAAAUGAAUGCAUGGAAAACCCUUCGCACAGUGUUUGCGUUCAAGGGGCAAGCAUUAUGCAGCUUCUCUCCCUCCGUAAGUUCGCUUUCGUGUGCACCUCCGAUAUUAUCCCUCAAUCGUCAUGAAGGCCGAUGGAGAGCGUUCCAUACAACCGUUCCGGCGUGGGAAGUGAAAUGGAUUAUGGACAUCGAACCAAUCGGCAGCAUGGUCAGAUACAAAGAAUCGACGCAGUAUAAAUCGGGCGACAAGGCGAAGGUGCCUAAAUGGGACCUGAAGCGCCCACGGAAGGAAUUUAUUGGCUGCAAAGAACUCAUAGAUGCGGAUGAAAAUGUUCACAAAUUGUGCUCCUUGGAUUUCGGACACAUUUCGUGUACGAAAGAAAUGUUGGAAUAUGAACUGGUAUCGCGAGUCCGGCGUUAUGAAUCCGAUGACAGUUCAAUCGAAGUGAAGAUUGCACAGAUUACGGCUCAGAUACGGGCCACUCAGGACUAUCUGCUCAGUCCAGCCGCUCAGCCAAAAUUAAAAAAUCCUGAUCCUCUCCGCGUAAUUAAACCCGGUACACCACGGAUGCGCUACUUUCUCCAGGGCGCAGUGUACGCACGCACCAAAUUGCUUCGUCGCUUACGUGAGUGGGAUUAUAAUAAAUUCUGCUGGGUUCUACAACGGCUGGAGCUUGAGUAUUCACCCCCGAAUCUUCGUAAUCGGAACACUCCAAGAGAAAUCUACCGUGCCAUCACCCAGAAAACGGCCAUGGAAGUCCGGAAAGCCAAGCUGGAAAAGUACCAUGGCGAACUUAAAAACAAGCAGCCAGAAUUCCUGCAGCGGAAAGCCAAAGAGUUGGCGGCGAUAGAUGCGGAAGAGAAACAAUUACGUGAAGAACUGGCGGCACUGCAGCUGCAGGUCGAUACAGAAUCGCAGUCUAAACCGUCUAUGUUGGCUGUGGCACAGUAAUUCUCACCACUGUGCGGUGAGAACUGUGGCACAUUAUACCAUUAUCAUGCACUGUGCAGUCUUUGUCGUUCGUGUUUUGUCUGCGCUUAUUCUUUGCUGUAAUUAAAUAGCAGGCAUCACGCAUUUGCAAUUUGCACUAUUAUUGAUCCUAUCAAAAACAGUAAAACGCAAAACAGUCGUUUCCAUUUCAAGUUUUAAGUUUUGGUGGUAUUCAGUAUCGUGUUUAAUUUUUUCUCCCGUUCCUCUUAAAAAGAGGUAGGCAUUCAGCCGAUAUUAUUUAUAUUCGUAACUGACAGAACAUUUCGUACCAGUUAACAGUUAGACAACGCUAGAA